AUGAAGGAAGCUCAGGUUUCUAAAGGCGUGGUGGUUGUGAUCAAGGAUGUUGAGAUUCCAAAGCCGGGUCCCAAGCAAGUCGUUAUCAAGGUCGUAGUGAGUGGAACUAAUCCCAAGGACUGGAAACUCGUUGAAUAUGGCAUGAAAUGUGAUCCCAACACAGGCGACGACAUCGCCGGCUAUGUGCAUAGCGUCGGCUCCGAAGUUUACGAGUUUAAGCCAGGAGACCGCGUCGCUUCCUUCCACGAAAUGAUGACUCCUGGCGGCAGCUUCGCAGAGUACGCCGUGGGCUGGCAACACACGACCUUCCACAUUCCCACAUCCGUCUCUUUCGAAGAAGCAGCCACAAUCCCCCUGGCCGCUAUGACAUCAGCAAUCGGCCUACAGUUGCGACUCGGCCUCUCCAACCCAUGGACUCCCGUGCCAGACGGCAAAAAACUGCCCCUCGUCGUAUAUGGCGGUGCCAGCGCCGUCGGCGCCUUCGCCAUUAAAAUCGCCCGCAAAGCGAAUAUCCACCCCAUCAUCACCGUCGCAGGCCGCGGUACAUCUUAUGUGGAAACGCUACUAGACCGGUCCAAGGGCGACAUAGUCAUCGAUUACCGCGACGGCGACGAAGCCGUCAUAAAGAAGAUCCGAGAUGCGCUCCAAGGAGAAAAAUUAAGCCACGCUUUCGAUGCCAUAAGCGAAGGCAGCUCGUAUGAUAACAUUACAAAGAUAAUUGACGCUCAUGGCACAAUUGGGGUCGUCCUGCCUAUUCAUGAGCAGAAGAGUGUACCGGACACUGUGACGCCGGCGAUGACGAAUGUGGGGUCGGCGCAUGGCGAGGAUGCGGAUUUCGCGCAUGUCAUGUUUAGGUGGAUGGCGAGGGGGUUGCAGGAAGGGUGGUUUAGUGGACACCCGUUUGAGGUUGUCCCGGGGGGUCUGCAGGGUGUACAGACGGGGUUGAAGAAUUUGAAAGAGGGGAAGGCGAGUGCGGUUAAGUAUGUUUAUAAGAUUGGGGAGGAGUGA
Bipolaris maydis ATCC 48331 is the source of this 1008-nucleotide messenger RNA. RefSeq names its product chaperonin 10-like protein. NCBI's taxonomy places the organism in Eukaryota, Fungi, Ascomycota, Dothideomycetes, Pleosporales, Pleosporaceae. The record is from RefSeq and is a predicted model, not a curated record. Gene Ontology annotation, molecular function: oxidoreductase activity, acting on NAD(P)H.